CAUUGCACCAAACCCUACUUGUCUUGGUAUGCAUAAUAAUUGGUAAAAGAAAACCCUUUCUGAAUCUCUCAACUCUUUUGAUCUGGUUAUAGGUUUUCUUACAAGAACGUCACUGCUCCUCCAGUAGGGGAACAUUUGCAGAAGCUGUCUUUAUCAGUUUGUUCUAUUUUUAAAGGGCUGAGGCAUUGUUGACAGACAAGAGUAUGAAAAUGGGUUCGGCGAAUGCCUCCAGUGAUUUGUCAUCAGAGGUGGAGGUGGAUGCUUUUAGACGCCUCUUUCCUCUACGCUUUCAUGAGCGUCAUCUACUUGAGUCCAUACGCCCUGAUGCCAGGCCACUUGGAAAAGCUAGAGAUACAACGCUUGCGCUUGGAGCUGUUGCAUCUGCUGAUGGGUCAGCCCUUGCCAAGAUAGGUUGCACUACCAUGUUGGCUGCCAUUAAGAUGGAAAUCAUGACCCCUACCACAGAGUCACCAGAUGAGGGCUGCAUAGCAAUUGAUUUCCAUAUGCCUCCAAUUUGUUCUCCAAUUGUUAGACCUGGCAGGCCAGCUGAGGCAGCACCAGUUGUGUCGAAGCAGUUAUCUGACACUAUCUCAAGUUCUGGCAUGAUUAAUUUGAAGGAGUUAUCCUUGGUGAAUGGGAAAGCUGCUUGGAUGGCCUACCUGGACAUAUACUGUUUGGAUGCUGAUGGUGCCCUUUUUGAUGCUGCAUUACUUUCAGCAGUUGCUGCCUUCUCUAAUUUGCAAAUCCCAGUAGUUUCUCUGAAUGAUGAUGGAAGAAUAGUAGUUUUUUCUGAGGAAAAUGGAGGAAAGUUGGAAAAGGAGCCAGUCAAUAAAGAGAAGAGAAAGCUCAAGCUGAGUAGAAUCCCAUUCUCCUUAACAUGCAUACUUCACAAGAAUUACAUCCUGGCUGACCCUACAGCAGAGGAAGAGUCCAUCAUGGAAACUCUUGUAACUGUGGUAUUGGAUUCAUCUUUUCAACUUGUAUCUCUUUACAAGCCGGGUGGACCAGUUCUCGCAUGUACAUCAGCUGUUCAGGACUGUAUCGCAUUAACAAGACAAAGAGUGAAAGAACUUCAGAAAAUUUUGAAUGAAGCCAUUUCUGAUAUGGAGGUGGACUAGGUUUACAAUGAUAAUGCCCCGCAUAUGGCAACAUUGGAUUGUAAGCUACUUUAUUUUUAAAUCAUUAAUGUUUAUCAUCUCAUAUUUCUGAGAUAAUGCUGGUAAUUUUUUUAAAAAUAUUCUCAAUAGGCAGUGUAAUUAAUCAAUUUUGGUUGCAUAUGUGGGAACACUUUCUCUUGUGCAUUUUAAGAGUGAGAUUAGCAUUUUUACUUGUGAGAGGUAUAACAUGGUGGUGAUAAUUUUUGCUUAUUUAUAUUUUUGGUUGAAAUGUUGAACAUAUAAUAAUAUGCAAAAGUUCAAAAUA
This is a messenger RNA of Camellia sinensis, 1422 nucleotides long. RefSeq lists its product as uncharacterized. Gene Ontology annotation, biological process: rRNA catabolic process; nuclear-transcribed mRNA catabolic process, deadenylation-dependent decay; U5 snRNA 3'-end processing. Gene Ontology annotation, cellular component: nuclear exosome (RNase complex); cytoplasmic exosome (RNase complex). Gene Ontology annotation, molecular function: mRNA 3'-UTR AU-rich region binding. The record is from RefSeq and is a predicted model, not a curated record. NCBI's taxonomy places the organism in Eukaryota, Viridiplantae, Streptophyta, Magnoliopsida, Ericales, Theaceae.